AAUGAAAGUGAAAGAGUUUAUAGGGACAGAUCUGCCAGGACCUGCUGAGGUAAACAACAUCAGACAGUCCGUGUUCAACACAAAGUUCCUCAGAGUAAACACUCAGACGGCUGGUCUGCGGGUGGAGGUGCAUCAGAUUAGAUGAGGAAGAGAGGACACUCAGAGGAAGACUGCAGCAAGAGACCACAAAAGAGGAAAUCUACUGUAAACAUGCUGGGGUGGUGGUCUUGGAGCAAUACAGAAGACGCCAGUACAUCACAGGGAGGAGAGAAGUUUCUGCGCUGUGUAUCUGGAAACACUCUGGGUUCAGAUGAGGAAUUUAUAAGAAAACUGAAAGAGGGAAUACCCGGCCUGAAGGAGGAGUUUAAUGUGGAGAACUGUGAUUUUAUUCUGGUUUUCUGUCCUGUUGUUUCUCGAGCUGGAACUGACAUUGAGUUAGCUCUGAAAAAACUACAGGACUUAUCAGAAACCAAGCCUGCAGUUCUGGUGGUUCUACAUCACACAUUUAAUACGGAGUCAAUAGUACCAGACAGCAGCAGGAGUGUGAACAGAGAGAAUACUCUCAGUGUGGACUGUCUGUUUCAUGAGGAUAGAGGAUUACUGCAGUGCUACAGGAACCAGGAAGCUCUGGAGAAAGUUACACAGUGGAUCAAACCUCCGGAGAUUCUGAGAUGGCUUCAGCCAUUGAAUAAUCCAUUUAGUUACAUUCGGAACAUGAUGACAAAUAUACCAUCACGCUCCACAGCUCCUGAUCUGAAACAGCAGAAAGAAAACUCUGAACAGAGAUUAGGAAAUGUUGCAGCAGCAGCAACAAUGAAAGCAGCUCAGCUAGAAGAUGUGAAUAAAGAGUUAACAAUCAAACUUCAGAAAAAGGACACACUCCUGCAGGACCUACAUAAAACCCUGUCUUUAAUGUUGUACAACACAAAUCCAAAACACCUGGAAGACGAACAACAUGCUAAUCUGAUAAAACACCUGGAAGACGAACAACAUGCUAAUCUGAUAAAACACCUGGAAGACGAACAACAUGCUAAUCUGAUAAAACAUCUGGAAGACGAACAACAUGCUAAUCUGAUAAAACAUCUGGAAGACGAACAACAUGCUAAUCUGAUAAAACACCUGGAAGACGAACAACAUGCUAAUCUGAUAAAACACCUGGAAGACGAACAACAUGCUAAUCUGAUAAAACACCUGGAGGACGAACAACAUGCUAAUCUGAUAAAACAUCUGGAAGACGAACAACAUGCUAAUCUGAUAAAACACCUGGAAGACGAACAACAUGCUAAUCUGAUAAAACACCUGGAGGACGAACAACAUGCUAAUCUGAUAAAACAUCUGGAAGACUGCCACCUUAUAGAUCCCAUUAAAAAACACCUGAGAGAAAUAGAACAGGAGCUGAAUGAAACAUCAGAAGAGGUGAAGAUCACUGACGAAAAAACACCAACCAACAAUGAGACGCUCUCCAUCCCACCACCACCCAACACGAGCAAAGAUCCUCUAAAGAUUUCUACUACAGAAACUGAAGAAGGUUUUAUAUCUUAUGAAAAACUUGAUGAUAAAGAGAGUGAAAACACUGAGAAGAACAAUUUAACUGAUCAGAAUGCCCAGAACACACCUAACAGCCUUACUGAACCUUCUGAGAUGUAAGAGGUAGAUAAAGAGUAAACAGUAGAAAGAAUCUGAACGCUUAUGAGCUAAUAUUAUGAGUAGUACAAUCACAUAUACUUAUAGGGCUGUGUAGGCAAGAACUUGGUGAAACAGUACACAGUAUAAUAUAGAGAUUAUGGUUAAAAAAUACUGUAUUUUUCUCACUAUAAGGCGCAUCGUAUUAUAAGGCAGUACUGUGAUAUUUUGUGCAGUAUUGUGAUAUUGUUAGCAAGGCCAUAUACUGCGUUUUAUUUAUCAAAAAAUAAAUUAUUACUGUUUAUCUAAUCAGGACAGUUAGAUCUUAAAACUUAUCUAGAAGAAAAUGUUGUAAAUUAAUUAUUUAUAUAGUAAUUUAUAUACAUUAUUAAUAUAAAUAUAAGGAAAUGAAAGUCAAGAAUGUGUUUUUGAGAAUCGAUACAGUAGUGCAAAACAACAUAUUGUGAUAUCUCGAUAUAUAAAUAUUUUCUUAAGCCCCUAUUUACAUAUUAUAGAGCAAACUUCUUAACAAUUACAUCUAACAAUUGAAUCAAUUUAAUACCGACUGUUUUUCUUCACAGAUCUGAAAUAUAACAGUGAAGGAAUACAUUCUGUCCUACACAUUGAGAUGUCCUACUCUCGAUUACAGUGUAUGCAUACAGACCCCUUUAUGAUAUAAUAUCUGCAUUUCUACAACAGUUUAUUUUUUUGUUCACUCUAAUUCUGAUGAUAUUCCAAGCAGAUUUUUCCAUGUGAGCUUACAAACAGCUAAUAAUAAAUAGUUAGCUUAUUGUUUGUGAUGUUAGCUCUCCCAUAACACACACACCUGACAGAACAGCUUAAUCAUUGUUUCAAGGAGCAGCUUAGCUCAUACAUUUGCGUUUUCAUUUUACAAAAACAGAAAAAAAAAAACAGAAAUACAUGGUCACAUUUUACCUGUUACUAGCAUUGCCUUUGCUCUCUGCGUAAAAAAUACUAAAUUCAUAUUGAAAAGCAGAAUCUGUGCUUAUUUUACUUAUGAAUAUACCAAUGGACUCCCCUACAAUUCGUGAGUGUAAUCCAAAUCCAAACUAGGCAGGUUAUCAAAAUCCAUGUAAAGACCUACUUCAGAGCAUGUAAAGAAUCAAAAACACAAUCUAAAUUCAGGUCUUUAGAGACUAGAGUCAGAGGAUACAAAAAAAUCGGAAUAAUUUCAGUUCAAAAUAGCAAUCUAAAAUCCAGGGUGCAGUGUAGGGUGUGGUAGGCCUGUCACAAUAAUUACAUUAUCGACUUAUCGUACAAUAAAUGGAGAUGACCUUAAUAACAUUUAAUAAUCGUAAUCAUAGAGGGAGCGUUGUACAGUAGGUGUAGGUUGUAGGUUAUAGUGUAGGUUUGACGUGGAAAUAUAAAUUGGCCUUUAGCUUUGUGCUAUAUACUGCAUGCUUACUGUACACAUAUAAAAAUGUGUAUUGUUGGGGUGUGUUUCUUUAAGUCGAAAGCUCUUAAUUAAACUUGUGUCACUGGUGAUAAUUAUUGCAUGAACACAGAAAGCUUCACAGCACUGUUGGAGUUUAUAAACCUGUGUAGAAUGUGUUGUAAUGUGUUCUGAAUAUGUUACUCUAUAGUAUAAAUGAAAUAAAGUUGUUCUUGCCCGUG
This is a messenger RNA of Astyanax mexicanus (Mexican tetra), 3258 nucleotides long. RefSeq lists its product as uncharacterized. The transcript is spliced from 9 exons. The coding region runs from base 142 to 1647 and encodes 501 amino acids. The record is from RefSeq and is a predicted model, not a curated record. Lineage: Eukaryota; Metazoa; Chordata; Actinopteri; Characiformes; Acestrorhamphidae.